This is a messenger RNA of Ctenocephalides felis (cat flea), 1616 nucleotides long. RefSeq names its product serine/threonine-protein kinase grp (gene grp). The record is from RefSeq and is a predicted model, not a curated record. Gene Ontology annotation, biological process: protein phosphorylation; mitotic G2 DNA damage checkpoint signaling. NCBI's taxonomy places the organism in Eukaryota, Metazoa, Arthropoda, Insecta, Siphonaptera, Pulicidae. Gene Ontology annotation, molecular function: ATP binding; protein kinase activity. The transcript has 7 exons. Gene Ontology annotation, cellular component: cytoplasm; nucleus; site of double-strand break.
AACUUAAAAGAAUUAUGUCUCAUGUAGACUAUUUUGUGCCCUGUAUUUUAUAAAUAUCUAUUUCAGAAAUGUAAAAAUUAAUCGUUGUAAUAUGGCGGCUUCAACAGCGCGCGAAUUUGUUGAGGGAUGGAGUUUAGCGCAAAUAUUAGGAGAAGGAGCCUAUGGCGAAGUAAGGCUGGUUAUAAAUCGUCAUUCUGGAGAAGCUGUAGCAAUGAAAAUGGUUGAUACAGCCAAGCAUCCGGAUGCUAAAAAUUCUGUGCGCAAGGAAGUUUGUAUACAAAAAAUUUUGCAUCAUCACCAUAUCUUAAGGCUGUUUGGACAAAGAUCACAAGGGAACAUUGAAUAUAUCUUCUUGGAGUAUGCAGCAGGUGGUGAAUUGUUUGAUAGAAUAGAGCCUGACCUUGGUAUGAAAGAUAAUGAGGCUCAGAAAUAUUUCAAUCAGCUGUUGUCUGGUGUGGAUUAUUUACAUAGUAGAGGUGUUGCACAUAGGGAUUUGAAGCCGGAGAAUUUACUUCUUGAUGAUAAAGAUAAUUUGAAGAUUUCAGACUUUGGAAUGGCUACUAUGUUUAGGAUGAAAGGUCGAGAACGCCUUCUAGACAAGAGAUGUGGAACCCUACCUUAUGUUGCUCCUGAAGUUUUAACUGGAACUUAUAAAGCUCAGCAUAUCGACUUUUAUAGUUUUCAUAUUAAUAUCUUUUGAUAUAUCUUACAUUUCAAAUUUUUUCCAGAGUUACCGUGGGAUCAACCAAAAUCUGCAUGUCCUGAAUUUUCUGCAUGGGAAAGAAAUUCUUAUACUUCGCUAACGCCGUGGACCAAGUUUAAUAAUUUGGUUUUGUCUUUGCUGAGAAAAAUAUUGUCACCCAAUCCAGAUAAAAGAAUUAACAUAGAAAACUUAAGAAAACAUAGAUGGUGCACAAUGAAACUAAUUAGUGAAGAUUCUCAAAUAUCUCAAAAAGAUGUGGUGGAUGGGCCUCCUUCAAAGCGAUUUUGUGGUAUAUCUAAUUAUGAAGAAAAUAUCAGCAAAUUCUCGCUCUCACAACCUUUAUUUGUACCGAAUGUUCAAGAAUAUGACAUUGAUUCCAGAGCUGAUGUUUGCUUCUCACAGCCGGUGCUUAUGGAUGACAUGAUCUUAAGUACUCAAAUGAAUCUCACCCAAAGUACAACACAGAACGUUUUCCAGAAGCUAGUUAAAAGAAUGACUAGAUUCUUUGUUAGCGGAGAGACUAAUGACGCCAUUAAAAAGCUCACUAGUUGCCUUGACAAGAAAGGAUAUACUUGGAAAGUUAAUGAAGGAGUGGUAACAAUAAACACAUUAGAUAGGCGCAAAAUGCCAUUGGUAUUCAAAGCUAAUGUAAUAGAAAUGGAUGAUAACCUAAUGAUUGAUUUCCGGUUAUCAAAAGGCUGUGGUCUAGAAUUUAAGAGAAGAUUUGUAGAAAUAAAAAAAAAUUUAGGAGACAUUAUAGUCAAAGUUCCUGUGGGUUGGCCUUUAAUUACAUGACAAUAUUUUUAGCAUAUUUUAAUAUUAUGAACUUAUGUAUAUCAUAAACAAUUUUUUAUAAAAAAAAAUUAUUUGUUGAUUAUUGAUUUGCUUCAAGAUUCUGUACAGUAUUAGACUG